Penaeus indicus is the source of this 1607-nucleotide messenger RNA. Its product is annotated as alpha-ketoglutarate-dependent dioxygenase alkB homolog 4-like. Lineage: Eukaryota; Metazoa; Arthropoda; Malacostraca; Decapoda; Penaeidae. Gene Ontology annotation, biological process: demethylation. The record is from RefSeq and is a predicted model, not a curated record. The transcript has 4 exons. Gene Ontology annotation, molecular function: oxidoreductase activity; demethylase activity. The coding region runs from base 50 to 1081 and encodes 343 amino acids.
UCAGCGAACGACAUUGGGAGGAAAAGCGCUGAAAAUUUUCUCGUUCAUCAUGUUUCACAAUCGUCCCUGUGGAUGUAAAGGCCAGCGUACCUGCCUUAAAUGUGAGCAGAGUUAUGAGGAUGUGGCGAAUAAAGCAAAAUCUUGGGUGACAGAUGAAGAGAAGGAAAAGUCCUAUGUAUACUGUCCAGAGUGUGAUCUUGCCUGGCCAGGCUGGGAAGCAGACAGCUGGAAAGUCCACCCAGACCAUGCUGGUGACUCAAUCAAAUUUCCAGGUGUAAAAAUAAUACAGAAUUUUAUAGCUGAAGAUGAAGAAGAUGAGCUUCUGAGACAUCUUGAUGAAGUACCUUGGGACCUCUCUCAGAGUGGAAGACGGAAGCAGAAUUAUGGACCAAAGUGCAACUUCAAGAAACGUCGUGCAAAGGUAGAAAACUUUUCUGGUUAUCCAGCCUUCACAAAAUUCAUUCAAGAUCGUUUUGUUUCGGUUGAUGUCUUAAAGAAUUUUCAGACUGUUGAGCAGUGUUCACUGGACUAUCCUAUUGAAACUGGAGCAUCAAUUGACCCCCAUAUUGAUGACUGUUGGAUUUGGGGGGAACGUAUCCCUACAUUGAGUUUACUGGUUGACUCAGUACUUACACUACGAAAGUACAGAGGACCUGAGACUAAAUACAACUUAAUGGAUACUUAUAAAUAUCCUGCUGUUAUGAAAGAAAAUGAAGUGAAAAAUGAAGAGGUACUUGUACAAGAAUUCCAUCAGCUUUGUCAAAAUGAGGCUGUUGCAAAGAGUGAAGAAAAUGCUGAAGGAGCAGAGGCCUCCCCGGAAUUAGAUGCAGGUCCAAAUAUAGUACGACUGCCAAUGCCUCGGCGUUCUCUUAUCAUUUUCUUUGGUCCCCCACGCUACAAAUGGGAACAUGGCAUUCUCCGAGAAGACAUUCCUUCACGUAGAGUUUGCAUAACAUAUAGGGAGCUUACACCUCCAUAUCUCCCGUUUGGGUCUGAGUCAAAAACUGGGGCUGAAAUACUAAAAGUGAGUAAAAAUUUUUGGGAUCAUUAUCAAUAUUAUGGAAUCACUUGUUCAAGCUGAUAUUUGAGGUAUGCAGUCCCUCAAAAUGUGAUACUAUAUAUUGUUAUAAAAAAAAAGUUAAAUAUGGUGAAUGAAAAACACUGAACAUUAUGUAUAUUUUUAGAGAAGAUUUAUUGCUACUGUACUGUUUAAUUCUAUACAUUGAUGAUGCAUUAUGAUACAGUUUGAUGCACACUUUUUAAGAAAAUAUUCAGCAGUCAUUCACACACAAUUCUAUGCUGAUUUUUUAAUGUUAUUUAAAGACCUUAUUCAAUCUGUUGUUCAAACAAACUUUUAUUAAAAAUUAUUUUCACAUUAAAAAUGACUUGAUUGUUAAUUGUUGCUAUGUCUAAUGGUUGAUAUUUCUUUCCACUGAUUAUGUGUUCAAGAUAAUUAUAAUUUGAUAUGAACCUCACUGGAAUGCAAAAAUAUAUUUGGCCAAUGUAAUACAUACAUGAUUAUUUAUAUAUUUUGUGUUAUAUCAGAUUUUGUCAAUUGAAUAUGAAAUAUAUAAUUUACAAGGUGUAAAUUAUGCAAAACUGUUAAA